CUCAAUACAAUUCAAAAAUGGCCUUUUCUUCCUCCUCUAAACCAGCCAGUUUCAACCAAAAACUCUUCAUCGUCUCCCUCUUCUUCCUCUCUUUCUCCCUCUUCAUCAUUGUCUUCUCCUUCAAGCCCCAACAACCCCAUCUCCUCGACCCCCUCACAGUUCGAACCGAGCCUCUCCCCAUCGUAAACAAGCCCAAAUGGCUCGAACUCAUUCAACAACAAGUCGCCGGUCAAAGACUGAAAGCUGGUUUAGUCAAUUUAGAUAAUAAUAGACAUGAAGUCCAUGGAACAUCAGUUGAAGCCGUUCACGUGCAUUUCGAUCGUGUGGCCGAGGAUAAAACAUGGAGUGAUUUUUUUCCUGAGUGGAUUGAUGAAGAUCACAAAUGGCACGCGCCGUCGUGCCCGGAGAUUCCGUUGCCAAGGCUGGAAGAGUAUGGGGACCUUGACUUGAUAGUGGCGAGAGUUCCUUGCGGAGGAGGAGGUGGUGAGAAGGAGGGGAUUAGGGAUGUGUUUAGGUUACAGGUUAAUCUCGUGGUGGCAAAUCUUGCGGUUGAGAGUGGGCGGGUGAAGCCGGGUUCUGAUCGGACGGUGUACGUUGUCUUUGUGGGGUCUUGUGGACCCAUGAUCGAGAUUUUUAGAUGCGAUGAUAUGGUGAUGCAUGUAGAGGAUUACUGGGUUUACAAGCCUGAAUUGAGAAGGUUAAAACAUAAAGUUAUUAUGCCUGUUGGUUCAUGCCAAAUCUCUCCCGGAUAUGCAGAAACAGCAAAAGAGGAAUGGAGAUAUUUCCAGCAACCAGAAUUGAAUUACACAGCAGACCAUGAAAGAGAAGCCUAUGUAACAGUUCUUCAUUCCUCAGAAGAUUACGUAUGUGGAGCAAUUGCGUUGGCACAAAGCAUAAUCCAAAGCAACUCCGCAAGAGACCUUGUUCUUCUUCAUGAUAAAUCGUUAACUGACAAAUCUUUAAAAGGGCUUCGAGCUGCCGGAUGGAAGACGAAGCGAAUUUCACGUAUUCGCAGCCCGUUUUCCAGAAAAGACUCCUACAAUGAAUGGAACUACAGCAAGCUUCGCGUAUGGCAACUCAUUGAAUACGACAGAGUUAUUUUUAUCGAUGCUGAUCUUCUUAUCUUGAAGAAAAUCGAUAAGUUCUUCUAUUUUCCGCAGUUAUCAGCCGCAGGGAACGACCGUUCGUUGUUCAACUCAGGGAUCAUGGUGAUCGAGCCAUCUCUGUGCAUGUUUGAGAAGUUAAUGCUGAAGAGCUUCAAGGUGGCUUCCUAUAACGGAGGCGACCAAGGUUUUCUGAACGAAAUUUUUACAUGGUGGCAUAGAUUGCCUUCGAAGAUUAAUUAUCUCAAGGUGUUUAAGCUUGAAAAGCAUGGCAACGAUGAACAUCAAAUCCCGGAAAAUCUUUACACGAUUCAUUAUUUGGGAUUGAAGCCAUGGCUGUGUUACAAGGAUUAUGAUUGUAAUUGGGAUAAGGUGGAUCACCAUAUUUUUGCGAGCGAUUCAGCUCACAAGAAAUGGUGGGAAGUUUACGAUGCCAUGCCCAGGAAGUUGCAGAAAUUUUGCGCACUAACAAAGCACGGGAAUUGGAGGAUUAAGAAGUGGAGAGGGAUAGCAAGAAAUAUAAGUUUGGUUGAUGGACACUGGAAGAUCAGAGUGAGAGAUCCUAGACAAUACCAUCUUGUUGAAUAAUUGAAACACCAUUAAUGAUUUCUAUACUAAGUUCAUUGUACUUUUUGAUAUUUUAGAUAGGGAUCAUACUUAAAAUUUUGAAAAAUUAU
This is a messenger RNA of Mangifera indica (mango), 1780 nucleotides long. Its product is annotated as putative UDP-glucuronate:xylan alpha-glucuronosyltransferase 4. The record is from RefSeq and is a predicted model, not a curated record. NCBI's taxonomy places the organism in Eukaryota, Viridiplantae, Streptophyta, Magnoliopsida, Sapindales, Anacardiaceae. Gene Ontology annotation, molecular function: glycosyltransferase activity. The transcript is spliced from 2 exons. Gene Ontology annotation, biological process: xylan biosynthetic process. The coding region runs from base 18 to 1691 and encodes 557 amino acids.